AUGACCGACGCGCGGACCGCGAGAAACGUAACGAAACAUGGCCCAACCGCCAGCAUUGAUGAGCGACGUCUACCACCGCCACCAUCAUCAUCAUCAUUAUUGAUGCAUCUAGACAAAAAGGACUGGUACCGCAUUGGUGCGGUUAUGAUCAUUGUGAUAAUGGUGCACGCCAAAUGCCUGAGCGGUGAACUCACAUUUGAUGACCACCUUGCAAUCCUCGGUAAUAAGGAUUCCUACGCCAACUCCACCACAUCAGUGUGGAAUUUGCUGCAGAACGACUACUGGGGAACGAAGCUUGACUCUGUGACAGCGAAUAAGUCAUUCCGCCCCUUGACUGUCCUGACAUUUCGCCUGCAGCACUGGCUUAGUGGACUUCAUCACUCUGCCGCCAUGCUGCGUGCAGUGAACAUUUUUAUUUCUCUUCUUAAUGGUGUCUGGGUGUACCUAUUGGCGCGCGUAUACCUGUCAGCUUCAGCUCCCACCGGUGAAUGGUUUCACCGCAUCGCUCCUUCGCUGGCGAUGCUUCUUUUUGCGAUUCAUCCGGUUCACAUUGAUGCCGUGGUGGCCGUUGUCGGAAGGGCGGAGUUGCUGUACUGUUUUUUUGGGUUCUGUGCGUUUUUCCACUUGCACCGCUUCCUGCUUCUAGACACAUGGGGGGAUGUGCACAGCAGUGCCCACAGUGGAAUCAACAAGAGACACCGAAAACGAAAACGGUACCCGGUGAAGCCAGCAUUUAUGCUUCUCCUCGUGCUCUUCUUUACAGCGCUCAGCGUCUUGUGCAAAGAAAGCGGCAUCACCUUUGCUGCUUUAUUCGUCGCCCAUGGGUGGGUUAUGUAUAUGUGGGGUUGGACGUCGGCCCGCAAGGUGGUCAUAACAUUUGCUGUUUCCCUGCUGCUCGUUGCUGGUUACGUGGCCUUGCGGCAGUGGCAUAUUGGCGCGGUGGAUUUGUCAUCCAACCGCAUGGUUCGCCGGACGGAGAACCCACAAUACUUUGUGGCUCCUGGAAUUGUGAACUGGUUAGGCAUACGGUGGUUGAUCCAGGUGAAAAAUAUUGAACUUCUUUUCUUUCCCACGCAGCUGUGCUGUGAGUACAGCUAUAACUGUAUUCCGCCGCUAGACGGCCUCCGCGAUACGAGAUUGCCGUUCAUGAUGAUGGCGACGGGCGUGGGAGUCGCCCUCGUUUAUCAAAAGGUUCGGAAAUUCUUUCUCCGCCGUGACGCCAUUUCACUGUCGUGGUUGACAGCCUUGAUGUGGUUAGCUGUGCCGUACGCGCCGGUAAGCCACCUCUUCGUGCGCGUCGGGACAUUCAUCGCUGAGCGUUGCCUCUAUGUUCCCUCUAUUGGUGCAGUGCUUCUUAUUGUGUACACUUUCGCAGGUGUUCAGCCGAAGCAACGUGCCACACGCUUUGUGGGUCUUUCAUUCCUUCUGGUACUUGGACUUUUUUGGCUGCACGUCACGUUCGUGCGCAUUGAUGACUGGCACAAUGAUGUGUCACUGUUUCGUAGUGCGGUACGUGUGUGCCCCGGUAGUGGGAAGUCGCACUAUCAGCUGGGGGCUGCGCUGCUGAAAAAUGAGACUAGCGACAUCCCAUUGGAAGUUGUAGGGCUGAUGAGGAAGGCGUACGAGCUGGAUAGUGAGUUCAAAGACCCACUGUACUACCUUGCUCUUUACGCAAUACACGCGGAUAAGGACCCGAAGAAGGCGUAUGCGUUGCUUCGUGAGUGCGUCUCCUCGCCGUUCACCAUGGAUUUGUGUUAUCCACUUCUCGAUGAGUUGCGUAUGUUCCUAUUUCCAAACAUGACGAAGUGGGAGAAGAUGAGAGACAACGCCGCCUUGGCCCCCUCACUGGAGGAAAAGGCGAUCAUGUACCGACUCGCAGGGAUUUCACAGGUGAAUCAAGCGGGGUAUGCAUGUAGUGCCACCAAUGACUUCAAGACUUCACUGAGUCUGUGGAAUGCGUCGGGGAUCUACUGGUACGGGGACCGUGUGCGUUGGGGAACAGACGCCUCAUUCUGCAAGACACUCUACUAUUACCUUGUAUCGUUGGCGAACUGCACCACGGCCUUGAAGGAUCGUGGUGUUUUGAGGACAGAUGCCGUCGUGGAUGCUGCCGUGUUUAUCGAACAUUCCAUUGCGCACUGCGAUGAACAUUGGCAUGACACCUCGCCUGCGAAGGUUGAGGAGGAUGCCAAGCGAGCAACGGUGUUCAUCACCGUCGUGGCAACGGCCUAUGAAGUCUUGAUGCGGCACAUGCUGCCCCCCGUUUCGGGUGAUGCCGCUGCGGUGCAGUUGGUGCGCCACGCGAUAGCGGUGGCUGCAGUGCGGCGGUACUGUUUUCUGGCCUCGCUUGUGAACAGGGAGACUGAACGUGGCCUUCUGGGGCGUGGCAAAACUGCAACGGAAGCGCGAACUUUUUUCUUCACAAAUCGAGCCUCCCUACUGGAAAACAUAGUAGACGCAUUGUAUGGGCUGCGCCUGGACUCCAGGGACGACGACGACGACGACGGCGGCCUCCGGAGGCUUUCGCGUUGCACCCCCGAGCUCGCUUCGGUUUCCAGUCGGGUUUAG
Messenger RNA from Trypanosoma grayi, 2568 nucleotides. Its product is annotated as transmembrane and tetratricopeptidecontaining 4. The coding region runs from base 1 to 2568 and encodes 855 amino acids. Gene Ontology annotation, cellular component: endoplasmic reticulum. The record is from RefSeq and is a predicted model, not a curated record. The transcript has a single exon. Gene Ontology annotation, molecular function: mannosyltransferase activity; protein binding. Gene Ontology annotation, biological process: protein O-linked glycosylation via mannose; endoplasmic reticulum unfolded protein response. NCBI's taxonomy places the organism in Eukaryota, Euglenozoa, Kinetoplastea, Trypanosomatida, Trypanosomatidae.